AUGGCAUCGGCUUUAUCCGAAGUCGGCAUACCCGACGCAGAGCGCUUGAAAACCCUCUUUAAUUCUACAAAUGACCCCAUGAAAUUGAUCAUUAAUUUUGAAGAGCAAAACAGGAUAAGCUUGGGAUCCCUUGUACCAGCGUUGAACUUGUUGGACUUGCAUGAAGUGACGCGCAAUGAAUUUUAUCAGUCGGUUUUCGACCAGUUGAAGCUAGUGUUUGAAAGGAGGAUUGAAGAUUUUUCCAAAAAGACGCAAGAAGAUCGCAAUGAAGCCCUUCUCAAAAUCCUCGACAAAGCUUUCCCUCUUGCUGGCGAUCCACUUUUACAGCCAUUCGUCAUGCGAAUGCUCUCAAAGCUGGAAAGUAUUCCUCAAGACAAGCUCGAAAAAAUCAUGUCCGAUCCUGUUCUUUACCAAAAUGCUCCAACAGACGUUCGCCGCCACAUCUGGCUCUCCAAGCCUGAUUUAUUCCGAGAAGAGGUGCAAGGGUUAGUGAGACAAUUUGUCGAAGAAACAGAGCUUCAAGUCAUGAAUUUUACUACCGAUUGCCCUGUACUGAAGAAUCCAAGGGAAAAGAGAGCCAAAUGUGCUGUUUUGCAACAGAUUGUUGGAAUGACAAGUGGAAAUAAAGAUCUUUAUGAAAAUGCGGUUAUUGCGAUAAAGAGUGAGUUUACGAAAACACCGCUUCAUGCCCAGCCAUUUGUGGCGAGCUUGAGAAGUGGGCUGCUGAUGGCUCUUCACGACUCGAAAUUCAAAGACAUUUUACAAAGGGAUGAAAUUUACAAAUUCACGUGGUGCAUGGACGCUUGCAUUCGAGCCAAUUCCAUCGAUGAAAAACAACGCAGAGAAUUAACUACCGUCUUGAAUGGAAUAAAAAAAUCAGGAGCAAUUAUUGACGCCGCGCUCAUUGUCUUUGAUCCUUCCUGCAUAAAUCUCAUCCUGGUCGAGUUGGAAAAAGAGCUCAGGCAGAUUCUCAAAGUUCAAGGAUUUCCAAAAGGCUCGGAAAAGAUCGACUUUCUCAUCAGAAUGUUGAAACUGGGAACAAGUGCUCCGGAAAUGGCGGAAGAACUGUCGAAAAAACUUUCUUUCUCUCAUUCAUUUUUGAACCUUCAAAAGACAUCGAUCGUAAAUCAAAUGGCACUAGAAGAAGAACGGACUCUAGAUGCCCUCAUCAGAAAAGUGUCAGAAGAACCAAAGAAAGAGCAAAACGAUCUCGACGAAAAUCAGAAUUACAGCAUCAGUACUGACGUCUGGGUGGAGCAAAUGGGUAUCCACGGACGAUUUGCGGGACAGCUCUUUAGAGUUUUGCUCAGAGCUUGCGAAAACUUUCAAGUUAUUCUUCCGCUGUUAGGGAGACAUUGCCGCGACAUGCUAUCCGACCAAAUAUUCCUGUUUGAAAUUGCCCAGCACCUGAUAAAAACAAAAAAGAAUAUGAAUGAGGAUUUAUUUCAAAAAAUAUUUUUGAAGUUCUUCGUUUCCGGAAAACAGCCACGAGAGAUUGCAGCGAAAUUCGCGGAAAAAAUUAUAGAAACCCUUGGAGAAGUCAUCACGCCCGAAUUCAAAUCUCAGUACGAAGAAAAGCUCAAGAAAUCCAAGGAAAAGGAGAAGAAGGACAAGGAUAAAAAGAAGAAAAAAGACAAGAAAGAAGACGCUGACGAUGCUGUUCCUCGCGACAAAAGUGGCAAAGUCUCCAAGAAAAAAGGAAAGAAGGGCAAAAUCGACAAGACUUCGGACCCACUGAAACUGACCCUGAAAAACCUCGCUUGA
This is a messenger RNA of Oikopleura dioica, 1764 nucleotides long. The record is from the annotation of a GenBank genome assembly. Lineage: Eukaryota; Metazoa; Chordata; Appendicularia; Copelata; Oikopleuridae.